ACAGUCUAGUAUCAUACUACUUAACGCAUAGCGCGAACGAAGCGACAGAGAAACGUGGGGAUGAAAGGUGUUAAAUCUGACCAUUUGUUUUACAGUUUUGUGCUUUUCUGAAUCGAUUAUCAGGAAAAUUUGGAUAUCGUUUUUGUCCUGAAAGCACUACAUAAUGCCCAAAUUAACAGCAGACUUGAUUGAACAGAGUUCACAGUACACAAAUGCACUGCGAGAAAGAGAGCUGGAUUUACGUGGUUACAAGAUUCCGGUGAUCGAAAAUUUAGGAGCAACACUGGACCAGUUUGAUACCAUUGACUUGUCGGAUAAUGAUCUCAGGAAACUGGAAGGUUUUCCCUUACUGCGUCGCCUGAAGUGUCUGCUGCUGAACAAUAAUAGAAUAUGUCGGAUUACAGAAGGCUUAGAACAGAACUUGCCUCGCCUGGAUUCCAUCAUCCUGACUAACAACCUGAUGCAAGAACUGGGUGACUUAGAUCCCCUAGCAAGCAUCAAGACACUUACAUCAUUGAGUCUGUUGAGAAAUCCGGUGACAAAUCGGAAGCAUUAUCGGCUAUACACCAUCCACAAGAUUCCACAGAUUCGGGUGCUGGACUUCAGAAAAGUUCGACAGAAAGAACGAGAAACAGCUGCACAUCUAUUCAAGGGGAAGAAGGGACAGCAGCUGUCUAAAGAUCUCGGCAGAAGAUCAAAGACGUUUGUGCCAGGGGCACCUGUGGCCGGGGAAGGAGACGCCAAUUCUGGGCCAUCACCUCAAGACUAUGCUGCGAUCAAGGCUGCCAUUGUUAAUGCCAAAUCGCUGGAGGAAGUGGAGAGAUUGAACCAAUUGCUGAAAACAGGCCAGGUACCAGGCAAAGACGUCCUCAGUAAAAACAAAACAGAAGAGAUGGAAGAGGAAGAAAUGGAAGAGGAGCAAGACAUGGAGCAGGGUCCACCUCAGGGGGUUGUGAAUGGGGCCAUGGCGAUGGCGUGAUCUGUGAUAGCUUGGGUGGUCGGUAUCUGACAGGGCUCUCUGAAGAGUUUCCUGGAGAGGGCCUGCAGUUGUAAUAAUAGUGCAAACCAGUCACAAGUUGUCAGGAGUUACCUGGUAUCUCAGAUUGUCACAAGCCAACACAAGCACAUUGCAAGCCAACUGCGAGCUGUUAAGUCACAUGUCGGGACACAGGUAUUCAGGCGACUGUGACCAAGGCAUUCCACUGUCAUUGGGCAUCUCUAAUUACUUCACACACCCUUACAUUUGUAUCCUUGUGGGGAAUUUCCUUUGCAUGUGUUUACGGUGCCUUGUGGGGUGCCAGAACAAUGGGAAGUACCCCAUAAGGAACAUUCGUUGUCCUUGUGGGGUACUAAAACGGUACUCCCAAAAUGGUACUAAAGCAGUACUCCACAAGAAUUUCAGGAAAAUGAAUUUGAAAUUUACUCAAAAGUAAAAAAUUUUUCAAAGUGUACUUGUAUGUCACAAAUUAUGAUCGAAAUUUCAGCCAAGAAAAAUGAUUCAGGACCAAAUGGAAGCAAUUGGAAAAGUGUACUUCACACGCUGAUUUUUUACUACACGAGAACAUUACACUUUGGAGUCCUGCUGGGAGCCAGUGAGCCUUUACCUACAAGGUGUUUGAGGUGGUUAACUGAAUGGCUGAUGUAAUUCCAGAGAUGUACUCUAGUCCGUGGCAUGCCAAUUGUAAUUCAGUAACGGAGCUUCUGCCUUUGUCAUGUGUAUAGCAAUCCACUUUGAAUGGUUUGUGACUUGAAUUAAGACUACUCAACUUGUGAUUGACUGAAGAUUAGUUAAGAAAGUGUUUGAUGGUGUGAGAGCUUAAAUAAAAUAUCGACGUGUCACCCAAGAACAGCAUCAUCGUACCAUUUGUACAUAUUAGAUGUCACAUGUCAUGUGUAGAGUGGCUUUUUAAGCUACGUGUUAAGUAGUUAUUAAAGUGAAAAGAACAUAACCUGGGAGUUUUUUUAUUGUACAAGUUUUGUUUCCUUUUUUUUUUUCAUUUACAUAUAUAUAGAGAUAUGGGCAGUUGGAAGAAUGGUUUGUCACGUUUCUUUUUUUCUAUGACCAUUUAUGGCAUAAAAAAUUCAAAGAUUGGAAAAGAAAUGAAAACAUUGUGUGGUAAAAUUUGAACACCUCAUGUCACAGCUUUCAAGGAGUGAAUGUAUCAUUUAUUCAGAAAUGGUUUUGGAUGAAUGAGAAAAGAGACGUGGGUGGUGUUUUGAGAAGAGGGGGCCAAAAUGUGGCUUGAUGUUGUCCAUAAAGGAGCUACUUACUUUGUACCCUGCUAGUGAAUGGAAGAUUAUAAACUGAGUCGUGAGUACCAUGUAUUGGGUCCAAGGCUGCACGAAGGAGGGAUUUUUGUUUUGCAAAUGUGACUAAUUUUUGGCAUUUCACAAGGAAUCGUAGAGUGGACGGAUUUUUCUUCUCUACCCAAGUGGAAUUUUUUUCUGGUCUAGAAAUCACCUCGCCACUUUAUGUUGUAAUUGAGUAAGCUAGAAAUGUUGGAGGUUUUGUAGAACUUUCCAAAGCAAUCCUUCUUACUGUGUGGCCGACUCGGCCAAAUAUUUGACUUUAUAUGGAGGAUGGGUUAUGGGUACCAUUGGCGUGGUCUGGCACAUCAAACAUCAUGUAAGUGAGCUACCUGUACCAUUUACUUUUGUCACUUGUCCCAAGUAUGGAUGGACAGUAUCCCUAAUUUUCCAACCGCAGGGAAAAGGAAAAAGAAAUUGUACGAUCUUGAUUUGUCUUAUGAUCAUUACUGUUUGCUGCCCAGGUUAAAUGAUACUACACAUGACCUGGGCAGUCAGAAGGUCGAGAAAGCGAUUAAUAGGGUAUUUUUUUAAAUUGAUUCCUUCAAGUGUUUAAACCCUUCAAAACUCUUCAAGACUUGCAUCAACACUUGUUCACAGAGAGGAUGCACACUUCACAAAACCAUGCAGGAUGAUUCCCAGUGGUACACACUUUGCCUUUCUUCAUUUUUUAAAAGUAAAUAAAACCUUUGAUAUUAA
Messenger RNA from Acanthaster planci (crown-of-thorns starfish), 3006 nucleotides. It is a transcript of the gene snrpa1, whose product is annotated as small nuclear ribonucleoprotein polypeptide A'. NCBI's taxonomy places the organism in Eukaryota, Metazoa, Echinodermata, Asteroidea, Valvatida, Acanthasteridae. Gene Ontology annotation, biological process: mRNA splicing, via spliceosome. The record is from RefSeq and is a predicted model, not a curated record. Gene Ontology annotation, molecular function: U2 snRNA binding. Gene Ontology annotation, cellular component: U2 snRNP.